Molecule: messenger RNA, 1752 nt
Organism: Cryptotermes secundus
Lineage: Eukaryota; Metazoa; Arthropoda; Insecta; Blattodea; Kalotermitidae
Gene: Gsc
Product: homeobox protein goosecoid
Exons: 3
Coding region: 592-1413 (273 amino acids)
Biological process (GO): regulation of transcription by RNA polymerase II
Molecular function (GO): DNA-binding transcription factor activity, RNA polymerase II-specific; RNA polymerase II transcription regulatory region sequence-specific DNA binding
Source: RefSeq, a predicted model, not a curated record
AGCAGCGGAAGAGCGUGGGAACUCGGUAAUCACACAAAGAAUCGCGUUUACUUCACGCGAACUUCUGAAGUUCUGCUGAUAAUGAGGAAUAUCAGUGAGGUCUCUCUAGGGAGUUCGAGUGACAAUGAAGAGUUUCAGUAGAGUGAAUUUUUGGAACAUCCGUUUGAGAAAUGCAGAAUUCGAGUAAAGUGUAUUUUCAAAUGCUUUGCUGCAACAACAGAAAGCUCAUGACUUCAACGGAUUAGAGCUGACAUAUGUCAGCACUGGACUGUGCAAAAUGUAUUAAUAUUUUUAUAUAAAAUUAGUAGGGAGGAAAGAAUUCUACGACUCUUAUCUACCAAGAUCUGUGAAACACAUCAAGCGGUGAAUUUGUUCAGUGUACCUUCUGAAUUUACAGAUAGAUGGAUCGAAAUUAAUUAGGCACAAGUGACCUCGUAACAUCUGGUGGAUGACAAUAUUUUAGGGAACUCAAAACUCAUUGAAUUAUCUAGUGACACGAAGGAAUGAGUGCAGGACCUCACGCUCAGGCGCAACUUUAGAGAGAUAACAGGAUGUCUGCAUUGGAACUGGCUUGAAGCAGAGACCCGCAAGAUGCUUCUAGGCACGUGCUACACUCCGGAUCACCCGGACACAAUGAAACACCACCACCAUCAGUUACCUGCCACGUCCUCCACUUCCAGGACCUCCGCGACGUCGUCUACGUCAUCGAGUCCCGCGUCCUCGACGUCGCUCUUCACGAUAGACAGCAUCCUGGCGCCCAGACCGUCUCACCCAUCGGCGGCGCAGCAAGCACACGUGUUGCAGUCGCACCAGAGGCUGCCCCCAGCAGUGCUGCAUCACCCCCUGCAUCUGGGCCACCUCGCCGCAGCGGCCGCGUCCGGCUUCGGCGCCACUUCUGCCGACUUCCUCGCCGUGGCCUACCCGAACUUCUACCCGGCGGCCGGAUACAUGUCGCACGCAGCGGCCGCUGUCAGCGCAGCUGCCGCGGCGGCGGCGUCCAUGAGCGUAGCUGUGUCGGGCGCCCCGGGGCACCAUCACCACGGACUGCACCACCACCACCACCACUCGGCGCCACCUCCCAAGAGGAAGCGACGCCACCGCACCAUCUUCACGGAGGAGCAGCUGGAGCAGCUGGAGGCCACGUUCGACAAGACGCACUACCCGGACGUGGUGCUGCGCGAACAGCUUGCCCUCAAGGUGGACCUGAAGGAGGAGCGCGUUGAGGUCUGGUUCAAGAACCGGAGGGCAAAAUGGCGGAAACAGAAAAGAGAGGAGCAAGAGCGGAUCCGGAAGUUGCAAGAGGAACACGCAAGCAGGAAACCGGCGGAAGGCUGCAGUAUGGACCCGGAUGUUACGUCACAUCUGCGCCGACUGAGCGAAGCAGACGAGUCAUCUGAUCUGGAAGUUGCGUAAUGCUAUUGCAGUUCGCUUUGGAGCAGCGUCAGUUCACAGACUGAGCUCAAACCGUUCGUCUGGCAUUCAAUUUCCUCUGUUUAAGAUUCCCAAACAAACUUUAUCCUGGAUUUAACAAUAAAUACUUAAAGAAAUCAGUGAAAAUUUUCCGUACGUUUAGUGUCGACUUUGUAAAUUGUUUCGACUUUUUUCUUUUGCGACAUAGAAUCAUCCUAAAUACACAGGGACGGACAGACGACUUUUGGCCCUCACAAGUAAUACAACGAGUUAAAUACAACGUGUCUUGUUAUCAAGGUUAAGUAUGCAGUAGUUUCAGAAUAGUUAGUUCUUAUUAUACAG